Molecule: messenger RNA, 1015 nt
Organism: Carica papaya (papaya)
Lineage: Eukaryota; Viridiplantae; Streptophyta; Magnoliopsida; Brassicales; Caricaceae
Product: loganic acid O-methyltransferase-like
Molecular function (GO): methyltransferase activity
Source: RefSeq, a predicted model, not a curated record
CAACUCCACUUUUCAGAGAAGCAUGGUGGAUGCUGGCAAACAGCUUAUCAACGAAGUUAUAUCAGAAAAGCUUGAUAUGGAGAAACUUGGUAUUGGACCUAAUUGUACCACAAUCACCGUAGCAGACUUAGGUUGUUCGAUUGGACCCAACACAUUCUAUGCAAUACAAAUUAUCAUAGAAGCUAUUAAAUUAAAGCAUAUAACCAAGUCGUCGGAGUCUUUAAACUUAGAAUUUCAAGUGUACUUCAAUGAUAAUAUUAGCAAUGACUUUAACAUGCUCUUCAGAUCUCUUCCACCCUCGCGUGAGUACUACGUAGUUGGUGUGCCCAACUCUUUUUAUGAGCGUUUAUUUCCCAAAUCAAGUAUUCAUCUUAUGUACUCAUCGGCUUCAUUACAUUGGCUUUCUGGAGUUCCAAAAGAAGUUAAAGAUCCAAACUCAUUAGCUUGGAAUGAGGAAAGAAUUUAUUGUGCCACAGAAGAAGUUACAAAAGCAUAUUCUUGUCAAUUUGAAAAAGAUAUGAAAAGUUUUCUAAGAACUAGAGCAGAAGAACUUGUUAGUGGUGGGUUGAUGAUGCUUUUUACGGUAGUUCGUCAAAAAGAUACCGCACACUCUCAAACAUCUUCAGGCAAAUUUUAUGACAUUUUAGGAUCUUGUCUUAUCAAAAUGGCUAAUAGGGGAUUAAUAAGUAAAGAGAAAGUGAAUUCUUUUAACUUGCCAAUAUAUAAUGCAUCAACCGAGGAAUUGAAGGAACUCAUUGACGAAGUCAAUUACUUUACGAUUGAGAGAAUGGAAGAGUAUUCUCUAGGCUCCAUAAAGAUGGCUCGCGAUACUCAAGUCGUAAUCUCACAUAUAAGAGCUGCUUUUGAAGGGCUAAUAAGAAAUCACUUUGGAGAUGAGGUUAUUGAAGAACUAUUUGAAGACUACACCAAAGCAUAUGCUGAAAAUCUCAAUACAUUUCAAGAAAGUAGUACCAAACAUAAUUCGACUUUUGCUAUUAUUCUAAAGCGCAUAUAA